Symbiodinium necroappetens is the source of this 387-nucleotide messenger RNA. The record is from the annotation of a GenBank genome assembly. NCBI's taxonomy places the organism in Eukaryota, Dinophyceae, Suessiales, Symbiodiniaceae.
GCGUCCAUCGACGCAACCAACAGCGAGAAGAACUGCUUCUUCCUGGGAGCUUUUGCCCACAAUCUGCAGCCGAUUGCCUUGGUCGGUACCGACUUGUAUCUCAUGCGGGCCCUGGUCGCAGUUGGCACGCUGCUAUCUUGGCGAAGCAGCCACAAUCCGAACGACGUGCUCGAGAAGGAUAAGGAUGACCAGCGAAUGCUGGACAUCCGGCGGGAGAAGACGUAUGAUGCCCGGUCGUGGAACUUGGCCCUUCUGAACGUGCAGGCCCUGCAGGCCAGAUGUGCAUUUGCUUUUGCCUGUCAUCGUAUUUGCUUCAUGAAUACCGCAAAUACGGAUUGUUGCGGUGCAAAUGAUAAAGCCGAAGUCCGCGGUUUGUGUGUUCCAUAA